Messenger RNA from Colletes gigas, 948 nucleotides. RefSeq lists its product as uncharacterized. NCBI's taxonomy places the organism in Eukaryota, Metazoa, Arthropoda, Insecta, Hymenoptera, Colletidae. The transcript is spliced from 2 exons. The coding region runs from base 1 to 948 and encodes 315 amino acids. The record is from RefSeq and is a predicted model, not a curated record.
AUGAGGAAAUUCCCAAGAAAUUGUCGUAAAUGCGACAAGAAACAUCAUACGUUGCUUCACUUUCCGACCGAAACACCAGUCGGGACGAGCCAAAUCUUAUCCAUCCCAUCAACAUCCGCGGAAGGCAUUAAGACCACCUUGACCGCGUCGUUCGAUUCGGAAGUAUUGCUCGGCACCGCUAGAAUCACGAUUUUAGACAAGCACCAUAAGCAGCACGCGUGUCGCGUAUUAUUAGAUAGUGGCUCGCAAACCCACUUUAUUACGCAGAAACUCGCGGAAAGGCUGCAAUUGAAGCAGAAAAACAUAGAUCUGUCGUUUUCCGGUUUAGGGCAACUCAAUACAAAUGCGAAGUAUUUAGUUCAAACCACGAUAAAAUCGCAAACUAGCUCAUUUAAUGCAGAGGUAACAUUUAUUGCCUUACCUUCGAUUACGGGGAGGUUGCCGUUGCGCCAGGUCAACCUGAGCGAUUUCCAUAUACCGAGGCACGUACAAUUGGCAGACCCAGAGUUUCACAAACCAGGGGAGAUAGAUGCACUUAUUGGUAGUGCGUUGUUUUACAAAUUAUUAGAAACGGGUCAGAUUAAACUACAUAGACCCUCCGUCAUAUUGCAAAAUACGCAAGUAGGUUGGAUAGUUACCGGCGAGGUAAAUAAUCAGAUAAUCAGCAAACAAGGUAGAGCAAGUCAAGUGUGUCAUGUGGCUACGUCUCUUGAUGCCGAAAUUAGUAGAUUUUGGACAAUCGAAGAACUUCCGGAGAAAACUUUCUUGUCCGCGGAAGAAAAGGAGUGCGAGAAUCACUUUAGAGAAAACACAACACGUAACGAACGCGGACGAUAUAUAGUUAGGUUACCGUUCAAUCAAAACCGGGAUCUUCUCGGCAACUCGAAGAUAAUGGCUUUAAAACGAUUUUAUAGCUUAGAGCGCAAGCUCCAGUCGAACUUAGAGUGA